Meloidogyne enterolobii is the source of this 1200-nucleotide messenger RNA. The record is from the annotation of a GenBank genome assembly. Lineage: Eukaryota; Metazoa; Nematoda; Chromadorea; Rhabditida; Meloidogynidae.
AUGAAGAAAAAUGUUGAGAGGAAUGUUGAGAGGAAUGUUGAGAAAAAUAGAGAAAUAAAUACGAAUAAAAGUCCUUAUGAAGAAUUACCACGUUUUGGAGAAGGGGAUGAAGAAGAAAAUAGUCAAAGUGAAAAUUAUGAAAAUAAAGAAAUAUUAAAUGGAGAUAAAGGGAGAAAAAGUAAGCGUCAUCAUGGGAGAGGUUCUUUAGCUAGACAUACACUAGGCGUUGAUGUUAGUUGGUUAAAGCGCCUGGUAACAAACAAACAUGGAAUUUCAGAAGAAAACAACAACAAACAUGAAAGCAACAAAGAAGAGAAAAACAACAAACAAAACAAUAGACAGGAAAACAACAAACACGAAAACAUCAAACAAAACAAACACGAGGACAACAAACACGAAAACAACAAACAAAACAAACACGAAAACAACAAACACGAAGACAACAAACAUGAGAAAAACAACAAACACGAAGACAACAAACAAAACAACAAACAAGAGAAAAACAUCAAACACGAAAACAACACGCAGGAAAACAUUCUCAACAACAACAACAACAAACAUUUAGAUAAUAUCAGAACACAACAACACCAACAUCAACACAAACAUUCCCCUCCAACAUUAAAUAGAAGCAACAAACAUGAGGAAGGAGAAACAACACGUUUUUCCUCAACAUCCUCGACUUCCUCUACAAAUUCACAAAAACAACAAAAACACAAUCCUAGACUGGAUUCUUUUGAUUUAAUAAAUAAAAAUUUAAAAAAGGGAACGUCAACAAUUUCCUCUUUACGUAAAAUUAAAGCAGCAUUUGCUAGUAGACCAAGUUCAGAAAGACGCCAAAUAAUUACCAAUAAAAACACUAAUUUUAUUUUAAAUAAACAACCACCAAAUACAACAAAUUCUUUAAUUGUUUCUGUUGAUUUGAGUGGGAAUUUGCAACAAAAAUCAUUACAACAUCAAAGAUCACUAAGUCAAUGCUAUUGCCGAUCCAUUCCACCUCCUCUUUCUUCAACCGAUCUUGCAAAAAUAAAAGAAUCUUCAAUUUCUAAUUCAUCACCUCCUUCCUCUGCUCCCCCAAUACUAAAUAAUAAAUUAAAUCAUCGUUUUAUUCAAAAUGGAAAUUUAAAAUUUAAUUCAACAACUGAUAAGAAUAUUGCUGUGCCAAGGAUGGGGAUUAGUGCUGGGGCUGGUGCCGUUAAUUAA